GGAAUAAACGCUGUUGUUGUGAAGCGAGCGCGAUGGGACUAGAUUGCUAGCAAGCUCGUUUGUUCUUUAAAAUUGAAAUGUUAAUUUGAUGGUAGCCUAUCAUAACGACCUGGAAGCUUCCGUGCUAACGUUAGCUCGUGUUUUACUUAGCUAAUGAACAAGCAGGUAACAGUUAACAUUACAACACUAGCUACCGUAUAAAUGAGCUCUGACAUGAAGUUAAAGUUAGGAUAUUAGCUAGCUAGUUAGCUAACUUAAUAUCAUUGGGUGCCUGUCUGACGUUUCACAGACUAAGUUGGCUUAUAUUAGCUAACAUUUAUGAUUUCGGUGUUGAACGGUCAAAAACUCCCACUGCCAAUCGCCCUGCCUUACUAAAUAGUUAGAUGUAGCCAAAUCAGUGUUUAAGCGUUCUGCCUUUAAUUAAGCAAGGUAACUUUCUAUGGACCUGUAGACACAAAUUGAGUUUGCGAAUCUGAAAUAUUUAUCUCUGCAAGUUCAAGACACCACUAAAUGGAGGGCUAUGCCGGGGCAUACGACGUGCAGACUGACUCUACAAAACAGCAGGAGAGGCACUACUAUCUUCUGUCUGAAUUACAGGCGCUCGUGAAAGAUUUACCGAGCUCCUUCCAGCAGCGCCUGUCCUACACCACAUUGAGUGACCUAGCCCUGGUCUUGAUCGAUGGGACAGUGUACGAGAUUGUCCACGGCCUGCUCGACAUACAACACCUGACAGAAAGGAACCUUUACAACCAGAGGCAAAAACUGCACGUACUCAAGCAGGAGUUGGCUCGGAAGCACAAAGAAGCCCUGCAGACCUGCAAAACGCACAACUUGGCAGUUAUGAGAAUGAGCCAACAGGGGGAGACAGAGGCCCUGGAGCAACGGGUGAGGGAGGAGCAGAGAAUGAUGGAUGAAAAGAUUGUGUUGGAAAUGGACCAGAAGGUGGUGGACCAACAGAACACACUGGAGAAGGCUGGCGUCCCCGGGUUCUACAUAACCACCAACCCUCAGGAGCUUACCAUGCAGAUCAACCUGCUGGAACUUAUCCUCAAACUGCAGCAGAAAGAGGGGCAGUCUGGGAAUCUAUCCUGACUAAGGGUGAAGUUGAACCAUGAGGUGUCCACAAAACCACUGUUCCUUUAUUUGCUGAUCCUGAAUAUCCUGUUCUUACAGUUGCAAACAAGGACCCUUUUCUUCAAAGGCAGAAACGGAGCUCAUUUGUGUACUCGCGCUGCUUACACAACUCAGUGGCGAGGAUAUCUGUUUGUGAUAAUGUACAUAAAUAGUAAUAUUUUGAUUUACGCAUUAUCAAGACAAAAACUUUUUUUUUCGUAACAAGCAUUGUUUGAAGCUAAUGAGAAAUUAGAAAAUAUGUUAAAAGCUUUUUUUAUUAUUUGUGAUGUAUGAUAAUGUAAAUGUAUGCUAAUAAAAAAUUGUGUUGAACAGGAAGACAUACAGUAUAAUAUUAAAAUAUACUUCAUUUUGA
Molecule: messenger RNA, 1486 nt
Organism: Conger conger (European conger)
Lineage: Eukaryota; Metazoa; Chordata; Actinopteri; Anguilliformes; Congridae
Gene: dgcr6
Product: DiGeorge syndrome critical region gene 6
Exons: 5
Coding region: 511-1092 (193 amino acids)
Source: RefSeq, a predicted model, not a curated record